CAUGCAACUGUCUUCCUGGUAGGGUAGAGCUGCCUCUCCCAUCACCUUUCCCGUACCGAGUUAAGAAUGGCACCACUAAAGUAAGUUAUUAAAAGAAAUAGGUAGACAUAACAAUGACAGAAAACCAUGUGUCAGGGAUGGAGGCGUCUGCCGUGUCGGUCCUGAAGCGUGCCGUGGAGCUGGAUCAGAGUGGGCGCCUCCAGGAGUCUCUGGUGUGUUACCAGGAAGGCAUACAACUACUUAUUGACGCGUUGAAAGCAGCUGUUAAAGAUGAGACGAAAAGAGGCCACUACAGGGAAAAGAUCAAGGGCUACAUGGACAGAGCUGAGCAAAUCAAAGCUCAUGUGAACCAGAUGAAAGAAGAUGGAAAAUACCACGAGCAAAUUAAGAUAUCAGAGGAUGCCACUGGUUACAGCUACGAAGCUCUGCUGAAACCCUACAUCAGCAGCGCUCUCACAGAGGUCUGGGUGGAGGAUCCAUACAUACGACACACCCAUCAACUGUACAACUUUGUGAGGUUCUGUGAGAUGCUGCUCAAAGCCCCCUGCAAGGUGAAAACCAUCCAUCUCCUCACCUCACAGGAUGAGCCGGACAAUGGCCAGCAAAGCAGCGCUCUGGCGGAGCUCAAAGAGAGCCUCAGGACUCUGGGAGUCACUCUGGAUCUUCAGUACUCCUCUACCAUCCAUGAUAGGGAGAUCAGGUUUGACAAUGGCUGGAUCAUCAAAAUCGGUAGAGGGUUGGAUUACUUCAAGAGGCCUAAAGGUCGAUUCUCCAUCGGCUAUUGUGAUUAUGAUCUGCGGCAGUGCCAGGAAACCACCGUUGACAUCUUUCACUCAAAGCACACAAAAACCCUAUGAGAUUACAUAAAUUCAUAAUGACUUGAAUAACUUACUUGCUCUAAAACAUGCACACACCUGCUGUGCUGCUGGCGUUGCCUUCAAACAAGACUUUUUAACCUGUUGCUGCUCUGAUAUGUUGUUACCCACAGCUAAUUUCAACCUUGAUUCCACUGUCUUGUCUUGGACGGGUCCUUUUCGGCACUUUUACUCCUUUUAUUUGUGGUUUAAUUAAAUACAGAGAGAGGGAUUUUAAACGGGUUGUACCACCAUCUGGUGGAAGAAUUCAUGUAUUUUCUAAAAAUGAUUAAAUGUUUU
Messenger RNA from Menidia menidia (Atlantic silverside), 1154 nucleotides. The record is from the annotation of a GenBank genome assembly. NCBI's taxonomy places the organism in Eukaryota, Metazoa, Chordata, Actinopteri, Atheriniformes, Atherinopsidae.